Molecule: messenger RNA, 796 nt
Organism: Cuscuta epithymum
Lineage: Eukaryota; Viridiplantae; Streptophyta; Magnoliopsida; Solanales; Convolvulaceae
Source: the annotation of a GenBank genome assembly
UUCCGCGUCGUCGUCGUCCGUCGCUAUAAAAAGCCCUAUACAACGUUUCCUUCUUCACUACUUCAGGCAGCGCAGCUGAUCGUUAAGCCUCGUUUGGAUUGAUUGAAAUUGAAAUUUCAUUUUCCGACUCGAUAUCGAUGGAGAGGGGGAAUGAUUGCUUCAUGGGUGAGGAGUCGUUGACCGCCGAGAACCGGGAGGCGUUUGACUUCAUUCGAAGGAAGGGAGGGAACCUUCACCAAGCGGAAUCGGAGGCUAUUUCCGGCGAGUUUGAGGAGAAGGUUCGUGUCACCGGACCGCCACAUGCGGCGGCGGAGCAUGAUGUGGAAGUGAAGAAGCUCCACCGGUCCACUAGCUCUUCUAGCAGCUCUAGCGAUGAAGAAACCGACGAAAACGGGGAGAAGAAGAAGAAGGAGAAGAAAGGGUUGAAGGACAAACUGAAGAAGAAGUUGCAUGGUGAGCCAAAGGAAGAGAAGAAAGAUGAAGUAGUAGUUGAAACCUCCAUUCCCGUGGAGAUUAUUGUGGAUGAUCAUGAGGUGGAGGAUGAGAAGAAGGAGGGCUUCUUUGGCAAUAUAAAAAAGAAGCUCACCGGCGGUGGCCAUAAGGCGGAGGAAGUCCCGGAAACGGCGGCGCACCACCACGAUGCGGAGGUCAACAAACCCGGCUUCUUCGAUAAGAUUAAGGAAAAGAUCCAUGGCCACCACCCAAAGACAGAAGAGGAAAAGGAGAAGGAAAAAUAGGCAUCCCAUAAUGUGAAUUGACAUCAAUCAUGAUCAUGUUGUUUGUUUGAUGAUCACCC